Peronospora matthiolae is the source of this 918-nucleotide messenger RNA. Lineage: Eukaryota; Oomycota; Peronosporomycetes; Peronosporales; Peronosporaceae. The record is from the annotation of a GenBank genome assembly.
AUGUGUCAGCGCCGUUAUGUCGACGAUGUCCUCAAGCGCUUUGGAAUGGAUGAGUGCAAGGCUGUGGCAAGUCCGGUGGACGUCAGCUCUCGACUGGUUCCAAGCAACUCUGCAAGCAAGGUGGAUGUCCCAUUCCGUGAAGCAGUGGGUGCUUUGAUGCAUCUGACGACUGCAACGCGACCGGACAUCGCCUAUGCUGUAAGCUUUGUGUCACGGUUCAUGGAGAAACCCCAAGAAGAACACUGGGUUGCAGUCAAGCGCAUCUUCCGCUACCUACAAGGCACCAAGAUGCAUGGAAUCUGCUACAAGCCAAGUGCGAAGAUCGACUUUCGUGGCUAUUCAGAUGCAGACUGGGCCGGUGACCUUGCUGAUCGCAAAUCGACGUCCGGCUACGUCUUCAUGCUAUUGGGUGCUCCGGUGAGUUGGGGCAGCAAGAAACAGCCAAGUGUGUCACUGUCUACAAGCGAAGCGGAGUACAUCGCGCUCAGCCUGGCGAUCCAAGAAGGCAAGUGGAUCAAUCGCUUGCUGUGCGAGAUCAUGGCGGCUGCAAACGAAGAAGGACCCGAGCUCGUCAUCCGUGAAGACAACCAGUCGUGCAUCAAGAUGACGAAGAAUCCGGUCAACCACGGCCGCGCUAAACACAUCGACAUCAAGUACCAUCACAUCCGUGAUGAAGUCAAGCGCGGCGAAGUGAAGCUUGAAUACUGCGAGACGACGUUGAUGUUGGCGGACAUCAUGACGAAGGGACUUCACGGACCGCGUCACAAGGGACUUGACGGCGGCGCUUGGCAUCCGUGCGUGUUCGGAUUGAGGGGGCGUAUUGAGGGUUACCGGUACAAUCCGAACCUAGCGCGUAGUUCUUACGAGAUAGUUUUUACAUCGGUAAUUACCUCAGAGAUGAUUAGACGCGUAGGAUGA